Microplitis demolitor is the source of this 728-nucleotide messenger RNA. RefSeq names its product protein SREK1IP1-like. Gene Ontology annotation, molecular function: nucleic acid binding; zinc ion binding. The transcript is spliced from 2 exons. The coding region runs from base 230 to 670 and encodes 146 amino acids. The record is from RefSeq and is a predicted model, not a curated record. Lineage: Eukaryota; Metazoa; Arthropoda; Insecta; Hymenoptera; Braconidae.
UAUUAUGACACUCGACACUUGUCAGCCAAUUCGACCAAUUACUCAACUUGAAUUCAAAUAUUAAUUAUUAUAUUAAUAAUUAAUAAAUAAAUAAAUAAUUUAAAAAACUAAUCUUCUGUAAAAUGAACAUAAAAAUUAAAAACUGCCGCCCAAUUGUGAUAUAAUUUUUUUAAAUGACAAAUCAAGACUUGAAUUAUUUUGUGGUUAUUUAUAGAAUUACUGGUUAUCAAUGGAUCCAGAGUUCUUGGCAAAAUUAAUUCCUCAGACCAAAGAACAAGUAAGACCGGCAUGCAAAAAAUGUGGGUACGCUGGUCAUUUGACUUAUCAAUGUCGGAAUUUUAUAAAAGUUGACCCCAACAAAGAAAUAGUCCUGGACGUGAGUAGCACCAGCUCAGACAGCGAUGAAAAUUACACGACACCUUUGACGCAGUUGCGGGAACAAGAAUUAAGGAUGAAAUUAAACGAAGCCAAGAAAAAGCGCAAAGAAAAAAAACGCAAAAAGUCAAAAUCCCAAGACAAAGCUCGACAGGCCAGUUCUGAUUCCGAGUUAUCCAGCUCUGAGUCUGACGAGAAAGAUAAAAAUGACAAGAAGAAGAAGAAAAAACGUAAGAAAAAAUCUAAACAUAAAAAACAUAAACGUCAUCGCAAAGCAAGUACUUCAUCUGAUUAAUUUAUCAGUUAAUAAAUAAAUUGUAUGUACAUUAAAUUAAAUUUUCUAUGCAUUUUGA